AUGUGCGAAGCUGAUGUCGAUCCUUCGCAGAGUAGUUCCUCUUGGGGGUUUCUAUCUCCCACCCUAGCCCUGUCGAUUCAUCUUCUCUCCACACAGCGUCUGAGCAAACCCGAUGAUUUGAACCUCUCGGAGCGGGUUGAGCCGGUUUUCGCAUCGUGGCCUUGGUUGUUGUACCGUGAAAUGGGAUCCCGAGAGGCCCGUUUCUAUGACCCUGUAAGAGAGACGGUACACAAUCGGCCGGAAUACCGAAAUCUUGAAGGUACCAGAUUCCUGGGAUCAACAUUGGGUUGGGUUGUCAUGUCCAACUCCGUUGCCGUACACCCACGCGAACACCACCAAACUUCCUUAUACAACCCUUUCAUAUCAGAACGGUACCAACUACCCCCUCUCAUCAUUAGAAACCCACAUCCCAGGACUGUGGUCCGUUACGGUGUGCUCACCGGAGAUCCACGUGAAGACAACACUUAUGUUUGUCUCUUAACCGAUAACUUUUACAUAUAUAAUGGCAUAGUUACUAUGAGUAUUCCUAGGGAAUACAUGUAUUAUGUAGCCAAGAGGAACGGACAAUGGGAUCAGUAUUGGUCAGUGACUUCUAUCCCUAACCAUCAUAAUCAUGGCUCGCCUAUAGAGUCCAUCUCCCCAUCUGCGGACAAAAUAUCACUUAUUAUAAGGGGCCAUAGUUUGGAAUUCACCUUCCAAACCCAAGACUGGAAUGUCAGAGAGACUCAAGAGAAUGAUCCCAUCGAAUGGAAUCCUUUCCACGGCCAAACUUUUGACCAGAUAAAACAUCGACUUCAGAUAUCUCCACAGAUUCCCACAACUCUAUCCAUUAUUGGCACUAAAACCGAUCGCGAGAGGGUGAAAAACAGCACUUGGGAUGGUGGCAAUCAUAGCGUUUCUUACAUUGAGGGAGUUUGGAUUGAGGUUCGCGUUUAG
Camelina sativa (false flax) is the source of this 936-nucleotide messenger RNA. Lineage: Eukaryota; Viridiplantae; Streptophyta; Magnoliopsida; Brassicales; Brassicaceae. The record is from RefSeq and is a predicted model, not a curated record.